Acipenser ruthenus (sterlet) is the source of this 2283-nucleotide messenger RNA. Its product is annotated as twinfilin-2-like. Lineage: Eukaryota; Metazoa; Chordata; Actinopteri; Acipenseriformes; Acipenseridae. The coding region runs from base 216 to 1265 and encodes 349 amino acids. Gene Ontology annotation, biological process: actin filament depolymerization; regulation of lamellipodium assembly; positive regulation of neuron projection development. The transcript is spliced from 9 exons. Gene Ontology annotation, cellular component: myofibril; cytoplasm; actin filament. The record is from RefSeq and is a predicted model, not a curated record. Gene Ontology annotation, molecular function: actin filament binding; actin monomer binding.
CGCUAUUGCGUUGUGUCAUCAUUGUUAAUAUUGUAUCACACGAACCCGGUGCAACCCCGGGGCUCAGCCGCGGUCACGUCACAGACCCGGAAGUGAGGCGGUGCCGUGUUGUUUCCUGUAGCUUUUGCAGAGACGAGAGCUGGGAGACAGGGAGGAGAAAACAGCGGGGACGAGGAGCAAGAAAACCAGCCUGGAAAUCACGGAGCGCCGACGCAAUGGCGCACCAGACCGGGAUUAACUCUACUCCGGAGCUCAAGGAGUUCCUCUUCAAGGCGCGGAACGGGUCGGUGCGGCUCAUCAAGGUGGUCAUCGAGGAUGAGCAGCUGGUGCUUGGCGCGUACAAAGAGCCGUCACGGAGCUGGGACCAGGACUACGACAGGUUCCUGCUUCCCCUCCUCGAGGAAGAUGAACCCUGCUACAUCCUGUACCGCCUCGACUCCCAGAAUGCACAGGGCUACGAGUGGCUCUUCAUUUCCUGGUCACCUGACCACUCCCCGGUGAGGCAGAAGAUGCUGUACGCAGCCACCAGAGCAACCGUGAAGAAGGAGUUCGGAGGGGGACACGUCAAGGACGAGAUCUUCGGGACGCUGCAGGAAGACGUCUCGUUCCUGGGGUACCAGCGGCACGUCUCCUCCUGCUCCGCCCCUGCUCCCCUCACCGCUGCCGAGCAGGAGCUGCAGCAAAUCAAAAUCAAUGAGGUGAAGACGGAGAUCAGCGUGGAGAGUAAACACCAGACUCUGCAGGGUCUGGCCUUCCCCCUCCAGGAGGAGGCACAGCGAGCCAUCCUGCUGCUCAAGCAGAGGAACAUCAACUACAUCCAGCUGAAGCUGGAUAUCGAGCGUGAGACGGUGGAGCUGGUGCACACCAAGGCCACGGAGCUGGGGGAGCUGCCACACCGCAUCCCCACCGACACGCCCAGAUACCACUUCUUCCUGUACAAGCACAGCCACGAGGGAGACUAUCUGGAGUCUGUGGUGUUUAUCUACUCCAUGCCCGGGUACAAAUGCAGUAUUAAGGAGCGGAUGCUCUACUCCAGCUGCAAGAGCCGGCUGCUGGACGAGGUGGAGCAGGACUUCCAGCUGGAGAUCGCCAAGAAGAUGGAGAUUGAUAACGGGGACGAGCUGUCUGCAGACUUGCUGUACGAGGAGGUGCACCCCAAGCAGCAGGCCUUCAAGCAGGCCUUCGCCAAGCCCAAGGGGCCGGCUGGCAAGAGAGGCGUGAAGAGAAUAAUUAAGGGGGCGGGCGAGAACGGAGAGGACCGCUAGAGGAGAGGCUGCCGGGCUCUGGGAGCUGGACUCUUUACACCCAUACCGUCCUGACAGUGAUGAUGACACUGCCCCUACAGGCCCCUCCUUCACCUCUUCCACCCUCCUCCAGGGACUGGGCAACGCUCAUUCAUUGUCGCCUCUUCAUUUCUUACUGACAUCAACUUUCUUUGAUGUUUCUUUCUUUCUUUCUCUUUUGUUGUAUCUGACACAGUUAUGAGGGUUGGAGGUUGGUUGGAGGUUGGAGGUUGGAGGUUGGAGGUUGGAGGUUGGAGGGUUGGAGGUUGGAGGUUGGAGGGUUGGAGGGUUGGGGUUGGGGUUGGGGUUGGGGGGUUUCCAUGAACUGAUCGAGGUUUUUACAUUUCACACCGUCACACACAAUGAAGGACCAUCGCACUCAUCAGUAACUGAGAUACCUGGUAGAUGUUUCCAACACUUCAGAAUGAAAUCAGGUUCUUGUAAAAGUACACUGUUAACGAUGCAGUAUUUUUUUUUUUGUUUUGUUUUUUUCAGUGAAUGGUAAUCAUGUUUUGGUAUCCUUGUGAGGACCCAAGUCAGUAAAGAAUAAGUUGAAUUAUUCAUACAUGCAUAGAUCUUUAAACACAGAUGUGUGUGUGUGUGUGUGUGAUGUCAUGCACACACACACACGCAGUCUGUCUCUCUCCUGCCCCUCAGGUCUGUUCACUGAAGGGGGGGCUUCAUGUUAUUCAAACCCCUCCCUCAUUCGUUACAGGUUUGCUUGACCGGAGACCCCCUGAUAGUGUUUUUAUAAACAUACUUGAACACUCCAAGACUAGCCCAGACCCCCCCCCCCCCCCCCCCCAGGACGAGGGCCGAGGUCCUUGUGAUGCCCCCCCCCGGACAGCUGCUGCUUGGACGGGUUGAACGCACAGUCAGCCGCUAGCUGGGUUACUAACAGAUCUGUUGUAAUAACUUUCUACAGCCAUGUGUCAGCUGUUUCAUUUUGUUUUUCUCGCUGUUUAACAAGUAAACUAUAAAAGUAAAGAUUUGUAACACA